This is a messenger RNA of Camelina sativa (false flax), 897 nucleotides long. Its product is annotated as phosphatidylglycerophosphate phosphatase PTPMT2. The record is from RefSeq and is a predicted model, not a curated record. Gene Ontology annotation, molecular function: phosphoprotein phosphatase activity. Gene Ontology annotation, biological process: protein dephosphorylation. Lineage: Eukaryota; Viridiplantae; Streptophyta; Magnoliopsida; Brassicales; Brassicaceae.
AACUCGUUGAAAUAGUUUUCUCCCCGGCGACGACCGAUGAAACGGAGAAAGAUGACGACGAGACGCAUCGGCGAUCUUCUCGUUUCGAGGAAGAAGAAUAUGGGUUCUAAAGGAGAUAAAACAAAGAGAGCUCUAAUCGGAGCUGGUGGUCGGAUCCUGUUUUACCCAACUCUUGUUUACAACCUCGUCCGCUUCAAACUCCAGUCUCAGUUCCGAUGGUGGGAUCAAAUCGAUGAGUAUCUUCUGAUGGGAGCUGUUCCAUUUCGUAAGGAUGUUCCGAGGUUAAAACAUCUAGGUAUUGGUGGCGUAAUCACUCUUAAUGAACCUUUUGAGACUUUGGUACCAUCCUCUUUGUACAAUGCUUAUGAAAUGGAGCAUCUAGUGAUACCAACACGUGAUUACCUGUUUGCUCCUUUGAUUGCUGACAUAACUCAAGCUGUCAACUUCAUUCACAAGAAUGCUUUGCUUGGUAAAACAACUUAUGUCCAUUGCAAAGCUGGCCGAGGAAGAAGUACAACCGUUGUUCUCUGCUAUCUGAUUGAGCAUAAGGGUAUGACCGUAGCUGCAGCUUUUGAACACGUCCGGGCGAUAAGACCACGUGUUUUACUGCAUCCUUCGCAGAGGAAGGUUGUUGAGGAAUAUAACAACAGACUACAAUCUCCUUUUGAGUGAAUCAGCAGUUCCAGCAUCGAUCAAAAGCUAGUCAGGAGUUUUUUUUGCAAAGACUUCUCUGCUUCCUUUUUGGUUCUGUUAAAAUUUAUGGUUUUGACCCUCUGAUCCGGCUUGGUUCCUGCAAAAUUGUGGCCGGUCCAGCUGAUUAAUUAUUGAAUAUUAUUGAUUAACAACAAUUGUUCAUAGUACAAUUUUGUAGUGUUAUAUAUAAUUUGAUUUUGGUCU